Molecule: messenger RNA, 1138 nt
Organism: Sinocyclocheilus grahami
Lineage: Eukaryota; Metazoa; Chordata; Actinopteri; Cypriniformes; Cyprinidae
Product: potassium voltage-gated channel subfamily A member 3-like
Exons: 2
Coding region: 44-1138 (364 amino acids)
Biological process (GO): protein homooligomerization; action potential; potassium ion transmembrane transport
Cellular component (GO): voltage-gated potassium channel complex; membrane
Molecular function (GO): protein binding; delayed rectifier potassium channel activity
Source: RefSeq, a predicted model, not a curated record
UUCAUGUUUAUGUCUGUCAGGUUUCCGAUUGGGCGCCGUGUGGAUGUGUGAUGAGCAUCCGCGCGCCGUGGGCGGGAACAGUCAUGUUUAUAAACCACAGUACGCUUGCCGUGGGCGGGAGGACCGGAUCGAGAGCGAGAGGACGCGCGGCGCGGAGCUUGUGGAGGAGGCGCGGCUUCCACUGCCCCUCCGCCGAAACAGCUGUAUGGACGACCACCUCAGCCUCCUCCACUCGCCUCCGCCUUCCUCGAGCAAGCACCGGGGCAACAACCUCGUGAACCACGGCUACACCGAAGACAUCAUGACAAUUGUUGCAUGCGACAACAUGCUGGAGGAGUCGGCGGCGCUGCCUGGGCACCACUCUCUGGAGCGCUAUGAGCCAGACCACGAGUGCUGCGAGAGAGUUGUCAUCAAUAUCUCAGGCUUGCGCUUCGAGACGCAGCUCAAAACCCUGUCCCAGUUCCCUGAGACUUUACUUGGCGACCCCAAGAAGAGAAUGCGCUACUUUGACCCCCUCAGAAACGAGUAUUUCUUUGACAGGAAUCGGCCGAGCUUCGAUGCUAUCUUGUAUUAUUACCAAUCUGGAGGGCGCAUACGGAGACCCGUGAACGUUCCCAUAGACAUUUUUUCCGAAGAGAUACGCUUCUACGAGCUCGGGGAGGAGGCCAUGGAGAAAUUUCGAGAGGACGAGGGCUUUAUAAAGGAAGAGGUGCGUCCUCUGCCCGCUAAUGAGUUUCAGCGACAGGUGUGGUUGCUGUUUGAGUACCCGGAGAGCUCGGGUCCGGCCAGGGGCAUCGCGAUCGUCUCGGUGCUGGUCAUUUUGAUAUCCAUCGUCAUCUUCUGUCUGGAAACGCUACCCGAGUUCAGGGACGACAGGGACCCGACGACGGCCGCGCCGCUGGCGAACGCAACUCUCCCGUUCUUCACCAGUCCCUUCUCUGACCCGUUCUUCGUGGUGGAGACUCUGUGCAUCAUCUGGUUCUCCUUUGAGCUGCUCGUGCGUUUCUUCGCGUGCCCCAGCAAAGCCACGUUCUCCAAGAACAUCAUGAACAUUAUUGACAUCGUGGCCAUCAUACCGCCAGGAUAUUAUCCUUUAAUUUUUACAGACAUUUCCUUUAAUCCUAAAACACAGUUGUAA